AAAAACUUCAAAAUUCAAAUUAUCCAUUAUGUCUACCAACAUGCUUCAAAGAAUAUUUGUCAAAGUAUGUUAAGUGUAUAGAUAAUAAAUUAAUGAUUAAAUAUAUAGGGCCUAGUGAUAGUGAUAAUCAAUCAGAAUCAAUUUCUACUGAUUUUUCUGUUUUAUCUGAAAUUUUGUUAUAUUAUUUUGAAGUUAAUAUUAUAGAUAAUGGCAAAACUGGUUAUAUUGGAAUUAGAUUUGCUAAAAAUUUAAACAACCUUAAUAUUUUGCCAGGAUGGCAUUCUGGUUCAAUGAGAUAUCAUGGUGAUGAUGAAUUUAAAUUUGAUGAAAGUGGUUAUUAUGAAGUAUACG
Molecule: messenger RNA, 351 nt
Organism: Racocetra persica
Lineage: Eukaryota; Fungi; Glomeromycota; Glomeromycetes; Diversisporales; Gigasporaceae
Source: the annotation of a GenBank genome assembly